Lichtheimia ornata is the source of this 252-nucleotide messenger RNA. RefSeq lists its product as uncharacterized. Bases 1 to 252 code for a protein of 83 amino acids. NCBI's taxonomy places the organism in Eukaryota, Fungi, Mucoromycota, Mucoromycetes, Mucorales, Lichtheimiaceae. The record is from RefSeq and is a predicted model, not a curated record. The transcript has a single exon.
AUGCAUAACACUGUCGGCCACUUUUUCAGAAAAUCCAUCUUCAAGCCUGAAGUUGCUCCUUUGAUUGCCAUUCUUGGUACUGCCCUUGGAGGUGCCGUCUUUAUGACUGUCAAACAAUCCCGUGCUCCUGAUGUCUGCUGGGACCACAAGCAUAACCCUUACCCAUGGCAAGAAAUCAAGGCUGGAGAACAAGUCAAGCUUAUGGCUUUGAAUCAAAAGUACGAUAGCCGCUGGGAACGCAGCAAGUGGUAA